Molecule: messenger RNA, 3518 nt
Organism: Asparagus officinalis (garden asparagus)
Lineage: Eukaryota; Viridiplantae; Streptophyta; Magnoliopsida; Asparagales; Asparagaceae
Product: calcium-transporting ATPase 8, plasma membrane-type-like
Exons: 36
Coding region: 1-3411 (1136 amino acids)
Biological process (GO): calcium ion transmembrane transport
Cellular component (GO): membrane; intracellular membrane-bounded organelle
Molecular function (GO): ATP binding; ATP hydrolysis activity; P-type calcium transporter activity
Source: RefSeq, a predicted model, not a curated record
AUGGGUUAUGGAGGAAAAAACCGAGCGAGAAAAAAAAAUAAAAAUAAAAAAAACCAAUCAAACCAAAAAUCAAGAAACAUAAAUCUAAAACGGGUGAGAGAAACGAAAGAGCGAGGAAAAAAACGAGUGAGGAGAAACGCGGAGGAGUUCUCAAAGAAAGCACAGAGGACUACAAAAAGAAUUUUAAUUUGCGUCGUCAUCUCUCCUGCGAUUGAAUGGAACGGCGGCGAAGGGGACGAUGGCGAGAUCUGCACGGCGGGGGAGGAGGACGAUACGUUUGAUAUACCUCCCAAGAACGCGCCCGUUGAGAGCCUCAGGCGGUGGAGGCAAGCAGCACUUGUGCUCAAUGCUUCUCGCCGAUUUAGAUAUACACUGGACUUAAAAAGGGAGGAAGAAAAAGAGACACUGAGGAGGAAGAUUCGAGCACAUGCUCAAGUUAUUCGGGCAGCACUGCUUUUCAAGGAGGCAGGGGAAAAUGGGGAAAGAGAUAAACCUGGUCUUAUUGGAAGAACAUCUGCUGGUCCUACUGAUGAUUUUCCAGUUGGGGUUGAACAUCUCACAACACUAACAAGAGAUCAUGAUUUUACUUCUUUACAAGAAUAUGGAGGGGUCAAAGGGCUUGCAAACUUUUUGAAGACUGACACUGAUAGGGGAAUUAGUGGAGAUGACGCAGACCUAUUAAAUAGGAAAAAAGCAUUUGGAGCUAACACAUAUCCUCAGAAUAAAGGAAGAUCAUUUUUGGUUUUCUUAUGGGAAGCUUGCCAAGAUCUAACCCUUGUCAUCCUAAUUGGUGCUGCUAUUAUAUCUUUGAUAUUGGGCAUAAAGACUGAGGGUUUGAAAGAGGGAUGGUAUGAUGGUGGCAGCAUUGCUUUUGCUGUUUUUAUUGUGAUCACGGUUACAGCUGUCAGUGAUUAUAAACAAUCACUUCAAUUUCAAAACCUGAAUGAGGAGAAGCGUAAUAUAAAAGUGGAGGUGGUCAGAGGUGGUAAAAGGAUACAAGUUUCUAUAUUUGAUAUUGUAGUUGGUGAUGUUGUUCCUCUAAAAAUUGGCGAUCAGGUACGAGAACAGAAAAGUCUUAUUUCAGGCCAUUCCAUUUCUGUUGAUGAAUCCAGCAUGACUGGAGAAAGCAAGCAUGUUCACAAGGAUGAAAAGGCACCAUUUUUUAUAUCUGGAUGCAAGUUAGUUGACGGUUACGGUAUCAUGUUGGUUACUGCUGUUGGAGUUAACACCGAGUGGGGUUUAUUAAUGGCCAACCUAUCAGAGGACAAUGGCGGAGAAACUCCCUUACAGGUUCGCCUGAAUGGAGUUGCCACUUUAAUUGGCACAGUAGGGCUCACAGUUGCUGCUGUUGUUCUUCUUGUUCUCUAUGUCAGGUACUUUACUGGGAAUACAACAAAUCCUGAUGGAAGUGUUCAAUUUAAAAAGGGAGUGACAAGUUUAAAGGCUGCAUUAAAUGGAGCCGUUAAGAUGCUGACAAUUGCAGUGACCAUUGUGGUUGUUGCUGUUCCGGAAGGGCUUCCAUUAGCUGUAACCUUGACACUUGCAUACUCAAUGCGAAAGAUGAUGCAAGACAAAGCUCUGGUGCGAAGGCUCUCUUCCUGUGAAACAAUGGGCUCAGCAACAACAAUCUGCAGUGAUAAGACAGGAACUCUCACUAUGAAUCAAAUGUCGGUUGUGUCCGCUUAUGUUGGUGGAAUGAAGAUAGAUCGUCCAGAACAGUUGUCUCCUGCUGCAUCAUCUCUAUUAGUUGAAGGCAUUGCACACAAUACUACUGGGGACAUCUUUGAGCCUCAGGAUGGUGGAGCUAUCGAGGUAACUGGCUCACCUACUGAAAAGGCUAUUCUCUCUUGGGGGGUGAAGAUGGGAAUGAAAUUUACUGAUGUCAGAUCAAAAGCUUCUGUGCUUUCUCUCAUCCCCUUCAACUCUGACAAAAAGCGCGGUGGUGUUGCAAUACAAUCGGUGGACGGAAAGACUCAUAUCCACUGGAAAGGGGCUGCUGAGUUGGUCCUGGCAUUAUGUACAUUCUGGCUUGACACUGAUGGCUUGGUUCAAGAAAUGACCGCUGACAAGAUUAACUACUUUAAGAAGUCAAUUAAAGAUAUGGCAGAAGCUAGCCUACGCUGUGUUGCAUUUGCAUACAGGUUAUACGACCUGGGAGAGGUUCCUGAUGUUGGAAGUAGAGAUAGCUGGAAUCUGCCGGAGGAUGAACUGAUUCUGCUUGGUAUAGUGGGCAUAAAGGAUCCUUGCCGUCCGGGAGUAAAAGAGGCAGUGGAACUAUGCACCAAUGCGGGUGUUAAGGUGCGGAUGGUGACUGGCGACAAUAUUCAAACAGCCAAAGCCAUAGCCUUGGAGUGUGGGAUACUUGAACCAAAUGUUGUUGCCACUGAGCCAACUCUUAUAGAAGGAAGGGCAUUCCGUGCUUUGUCCGAAGCAGAAAGGGAUUCAAUUGCAGAGAAAAUAUCUGUGAUGGGAAGAUCUUCCCCGAAUGACAAACUUCUACUUGUGCAAUCGUUGAGGAGAAAAGGUCAUGUGGUUGCAGUUACCGGUGAUGGCACUAAUGAUGCUCCCGCCUUACAUGAGGCUGACAUAGGUCUUGCAAUGGGAAUAGCGGGAACAGAAGUUGCAAAAGAAAGCUCAGAUAUCAUUAUACUGGAUGACAAUUUUGCAUCAAUAGUCAAGGUAGUCCGUUGGGGCCGUUCUGUGUAUGCAAAUAUUCAAAAAUUUAUCCAGUUUCAGCUUACAGUGAACGUUGCAGCACUUGUGAUAAAUGUUGUAGCUGCCAUUUCAUCUGGUGAUGUACCUUUAAAUGCUGUCCAGCUUCUGUGGAUUAACCUCAUCAUGGAUUCCCUUGGAGCUCUUGCGUUGGCAACCGAGCCACCAACUGACAAGCUUAUGAAAAGACCCCCAGUUGGACGGAGGGAGCCUCUCGUUACCAAUAUCAUGUGGAGAAAUUUAUUUGUACAGGCUCUUUUUCAAGUGGCUGUGCUCCUUAGUCUCGAUUUCUGUGGCAAAAGUGUGCUACAUUUGAAUCGUGAAACUGCAGAGCAUGCAGAGAAAGUGAAAAACACUUUCAUUUUUAAUACUUUCGUCUUCUGUCAGGUAUUCAAUGAGUUUAAUGCUCGGAAACCAGAUGAAAUGAAUGUUUUUAAAGGAAUCACAAGAAACCACCUUUUCAUGGGGAUAAUUGGAAUCACUAUUCUGCUUCAGGUAUUGAUUAUUGAGUUUCUUGGGAAGUUUACUUCAACAGUCAGGCUUAACUGGAAAUUGUGGCUAGUUUCCCUUGCCAUUGGUUUUGUAAGCUGGCCUCUAGCUGUUAUUGGGAAGCUCAUUCCUGUGCCUCAGACUCAAUUUAAGGACUAUUUCCGGUUCUGUUCUUGCCUUCGAUGCAAAGCUAAAAGGAACCAUGUGUAGGAAGACUACGGGAGUUGACGACGUAUAUAAGUUCUAACCAAAGGAAACUCUGCUAACCAUUACAAGUGUAUCAUAACCUUGUCUAUAUGAGAUGAUACGAGCACCCC